AUGUCCACCACCACCCUCCCACCAACAAUGAAAGCCCUCCUCCAAGAAACAAAAAACGGGCCCCUCGUCCCACGGUCUAUCCCAACACCCAACCCGGGCCCAGGCUCUGUCGUAGUAAAAGUCCUCGCAAACCUCCUCCAACACCAAACUCCGGGCAUCCUCUCCGGCAAAGCAGGCUUCACCUACCCCACUCCCAUGAUCCCCGGCGGACGAGCCAUAGGCCGAAUUGCCGCUACAGGCCCCGACACAACAUGUCUAUCAGAAGGGCAGCUGGUCCUCCUCGAGCCGUUCAUCCGCGCCCGCGACGACGCUGAUACAUGGAUAUUCUGGGGCGCAAUGGAAGGCACGAGUGAGGGGAAAUUGGGGUAUACGAUACCGGAGUUGGUGCAGCUCAGUGUUGAUGUUGUGGCGUACAGUGGGCUGAAGGGGAUUGGGCUGAGGCCCGGGGAGAGACUGGUUGUUACGCCUGCUACGGGGCUUUUCUCAGGUGCUGCUGUGGGCGUGGCGGUUGCGAUGGGAGCGACUGUUUUGGUGACGGGAAGGAAUAAGCGCGCGCUUCAGCGGCUGGUGGAUGCGCAUCCGAAGCUUGUUUCAAGUGUUCUGAGAACGAACGACGUCGAGGUCGAUGUUAAGAAUCUGCAGAAGCAUGGCACCGUGGAUGCGUUUCUCGAGUUCACGCCCAUGGGAGCGGAGGGGAGUACACAUGUUCGUGCUGCUUUUGGCGCGCUCAAGCAGUACGGACGAGCGUGUAUCAUGGGCUUUGGUGGUGGCGCGAUGAAGGAUGUGGAGAUUCCGAUGAUGGAUAUCGUGUUUAAGAGUAUCACGGUUCAUGGUCAUGCCAUGUACUGGGGUCAAGAUGUGAAGGAAAUGAUCAAGAUGGCCGAAGCGGGAGUGUUGAAACUUGGAAAAGAGAGAGGUUUUGAUUCGGUGACGGAGUUCAAGAUGGAGGACUUUGAGAGAGGCUUCGACUGGGUUGGCGAAAACCACGAGCUCGGCCAGAUGGCGGUUCUAGUCCCGUGA
Messenger RNA from Alternaria arbusti, 1020 nucleotides. RefSeq lists its product as uncharacterized. The record is from RefSeq and is a predicted model, not a curated record. The transcript is spliced from 2 exons. Gene Ontology annotation, cellular component: mitochondrion. Gene Ontology annotation, molecular function: oxidoreductase activity. The coding region runs from base 1 to 1020 and encodes 339 amino acids. NCBI's taxonomy places the organism in Eukaryota, Fungi, Ascomycota, Dothideomycetes, Pleosporales, Pleosporaceae.